Molecule: messenger RNA, 1134 nt
Organism: Cuscuta epithymum
Lineage: Eukaryota; Viridiplantae; Streptophyta; Magnoliopsida; Solanales; Convolvulaceae
Source: the annotation of a GenBank genome assembly
CAAGAAUUGGAAGAUAUGAACUUAAUUUAAAUGUAGGGAUUAUGUUCUGAAUAUUAUUAAUUUUGACCCAAUUACAAAAAAAAGUGACCACUUUUAAAAAAGAGCAAAGAAGUGAUCAAGAAGGUCAUAUUAAUGUCAUUCCCAAAUUUUAAUGUCACUAUCAAAUGUCACUGUGGCCACCGCCCGUGUCACUGCGGCCACCUCCCGUGUCACUGCGGCCACCGCCCGUGUCACUGCGGCCACCGCCCGUGUCACUGCGGCCACCUCCCGUGUCACUGCGGCCACCGCCCGUGUCACUGCGGCCACCGCCCGUGUCACUGCGGCCACCGCUCGUGUCACUAUCUUCACGGGCCGCCGGCCACGUUGACACAAAAUUACUCCGACUACCGCCCUCGGUCAAUUACCACCGCCUCCCCGCCGGAUACCACCACACCCCAGCUCCUGCCCCACUACCACUGCCCUUGACCUGCCCUUUACCCAACAGACCAGCUCCCACAGCCCCAGCCCCAGCCCAGUCCCACUCCCCAGCCAGCAACCCCCCUCCCCUAGACCAGCUCCCACAGCCCCAGCCCAGUCCCACUCCCUAGCCAGCAACCCCCCUCCCCUGCUCCCGCCCCCUGUCCUCCCUAAGGCCUUUCCUCGGCCAGUUUUUCCGACCACCGUACCAUGGAAUCCUUGCCGCACCCACACUAAGAUGGCAGAUCCAUAACCAGCAACCAAAAAUAGCAGCCACCGCCCGUCUUAUAGAUCUGGCACCGCCGACUCUAAGUCACAGCCGUCUUCCAUCUAGACAUAGGACCCAGCAUCGGCGGCCAUCUAGGUCAACGGAGAAGCUACAGAAGCGCGGGGGGAGGACGAAAGGGAAGAAGACGCCUUGGAGGUCUUCUCUGCUCGCGAGAUCGGCGAAGAGCAGGGCGAGGGCGAGAAUUCGUCUGCGCAAGGUGAUGGCGGCGCAAUUCGUCUGCAGAGGCUAUGGAAACGGCUCUUCUCAUCUGCAGAGGCUGGGAGGUCUUUUCUGUUCUUCUCGUCUGCGAAGGCUUCCAGCGUAGGUGUUCAAGCGCCGAAUGACAAAGGGGAAAGUUAGCUCACUUUUUUGUCUAAUCAAAAUUUGGUCAUAUUUUGAUCCAUUCAAAG